This is a messenger RNA of Geodia barretti, 1042 nucleotides long. The record is from the annotation of a GenBank genome assembly. Lineage: Eukaryota; Metazoa; Porifera; Demospongiae; Tetractinellida; Geodiidae.
CAACCCACUUUUCUGCGAAGGAGAGAUGACGAUUUAUAACCUCUACAUAUUCGACAGAAAUUGCUCCUGUCUUUACUACAAGGAGUGGACGAGGCAGAAAGAAGCCGGAAUUCCUCGAGAAGAAGAGUUCAAGCUUAUGUACGGAAUGAUAUUCUCCCUCAAAUCCCUCAUCUCUCGACUCUCGAUCAUCAGCGCCAAGGAGGGCCUCGUCGGUUACACGGCCAGCAACUACAAACUCCACUACUUUGAGACGCCGACGGGGUUCAAGUUCGUCAUGAACACAGACACUAGCGUCGGAAACGUCCAAGACGUUCUGCGCCAUAUAUACGCACGGAUAUUCGUCGAGUACGUCGUACGAAACCCGGUGGCGCGGCCUGGAGAGCACGUAGACAGCGAACUGUUUGCAGCAAAAUUGGACGAUUAUAUACAGGACCUGUCCUUCAAAUGAUACAGUUUUUAUCCUCACCGACGCGACUAGUACGUUACGCGGCGCCAGUACGCAUGCGCGGUAAUGUCACGUGUGAGCCAAGAAAGUCAGUGAAUGCUGGUGAGAAGGGGGUUACUAUUGGCAGGGAGGGCAAGGCCGUGUAGUCAGUCAGUGUUCUCCCGGACUGGUACUGUUGAAUGGGGUCACGAGCACAGACCCAGACUGGUGGUGGACUGCGGCCUUGGUCACCUCAUGACUCACGAACGUGAGUUGAAGUCACUGGCAGAGCAGAUCAGACUGCUAUACUUUGAGAACCUGAGUGCCCCCAGACCAUUCCAGCUCUACCUGACUGGACUGGGGACACAGAGCAAGCUACACCAGACUCUGACCAAUAACAUCCCAAAUUUCAACAGUUACCAGGCAAUGAUUGGCCCUUAUAAUAAACGUCCACACUAAAACCAAACAUAUCUUGCGCAACAUGUUGGAAAAGAGAUAAAGUUGUGCAGUGUAUGUUAGCCUCAAAACGAUUCACUCUCUAAUGUAGCUAGAGCUAACCGGCAAGCUCUGGGACCUCACACAUUACGUCAAACUCCCACUCUAUAGCCCUUCUCACAG